AGUCCCGAUACACACUCCAUUCCAGUUGGUGGCGCUAAUGCACCAAAAUGUUGAUUGCCAACCGCCAUAAAACUUUACAAAGAAGAAGAAAAAGACGACGUCAUCUCCGAGCGACGAUCGAGUCCUCAGCUUUCACCAUGGCCGAAGCUGAAUCAAAAAAAGUGAUCAAGUUAGUUCCUGAGUAUCUCCUGAAAAAGAGGAAAGCAUACCAGGCCAUUAAAGCCACACAAGCAAAGCUUGCACUGCUUGAGAAGAGAAAGAUAUCAAAAGGUAAACCAUUAAAGUUCAAGCGUUUGGAAGACCUCUUGAAAGACAGCCACAAGAAGCACCGUGAUGAAACUCGCAUCCAGAGAGCUGAGCACAGGCCACCUGCCCCUCUGCCUCCUGCUAAGAACAGGCUAGCCUUCGCCGUCCGAAUCAGAGAAAUUAAAGGUGUCAGUCCCAAAGUGAUGAAGGUGGUCCAGAUGUUGAGGCUGAGGAUGAUCUUCAGUGGGGCCUUUGUCAAAAUCAACAAGACCUCUGUAGCCAUGAUGAAGAUGGUGGAGCCCUACGUGGCCUGGGGAUUUCCCAACUUGAAGUCUGUUCGUGAGCUCAUUCUGAAGAGAGGACAGACCAGGAUAGGCAGGAGGAGAGUUCCACUCACAGACAAUGCCUUCAUUGAGCAGCAUAUGGGUAAACACGGCAUCAUCUGUUUGGAGGACAUGAUUCACGAGAUCUACUCGGUUGGUAAGGGCUUUCGGGCUGCCAACAACUUCCUGUUGCCUUUCAAGUUGUCAGUGGCUCGUCACGCUGCCAGGGAUAAGGCUGGGCUCCUGAAGGACCUGGGAAACCCUGGAUUUCGUGGUACAGACAUUAACUCUAUCAUCAGACAACUGAACUGAGGAGAAACGCAUACAAGAUGGACACUCAGCAGCAAUUUCAAGGAUGCUUUAUUUCUUGAGUAACAACUGCCAACGCUGACAAAAUGUGUAAUUAUGUUUCUUUGGCAGUGAAGCUCAUGGGUUUCCCCCAAAGUCACUUCUAAUAUCCAUUCAUCUGUACACCCAUUCUCUGGUAACCGUUGCAGCGCUGGGAGCCAUCAGGAGGACCUAAAGUGGAGUUUCUUGGCUUAUCCGUGUUGCUUUUUGUUUUGCACUCAUGUUUGAAAAACAAUAUCAUGCAGUGCUCCUGACCACAGACUGAUGGCAGUUGUGCCCUUUGGUGAAAAUGUGUAACAAUAUUUUGAAUCACUUGUGAAAUGUAAAAUAUCAUCUGUUAAAGGUGCUUAGUGGCUACACAUAAUGUUCCUCAAGUGUUCAGAGGAAUGGAUCACUACUGGCUACAAGGACAGUUUGAAUAAUUAGGAUGGCUUGUCCUGCCUGCAGAAGUCAUCAGCCACCUACAGCAAAUUAAUUCACUGCAUUCAGUAGUUUUCAGUGUGAAAAGGUGUGAAGUCUGAAAAUCAGUUUAAUACUGAUUUAAUUCAUUCAUUGAUGUAUGCUUCACUGUUGAUACUUUUUUUUUUUUUUUUUUACAAUAAAAAAAUGAUUGAGUA
This is a messenger RNA of Siniperca chuatsi (mandarin fish), 1534 nucleotides long. RefSeq names its product ribosomal protein L7-like 1 (gene rpl7l1). The record is from RefSeq and is a predicted model, not a curated record. NCBI's taxonomy places the organism in Eukaryota, Metazoa, Chordata, Actinopteri, Centrarchiformes, Sinipercidae. Gene Ontology annotation, molecular function: structural constituent of ribosome; RNA binding. The coding region runs from base 48 to 881 and encodes 277 amino acids. Gene Ontology annotation, biological process: maturation of LSU-rRNA from tricistronic rRNA transcript (SSU-rRNA, 5.8S rRNA, LSU-rRNA). The transcript has 6 exons. Gene Ontology annotation, cellular component: cytosolic large ribosomal subunit.